Panthera uncia (snow leopard) is the source of this 3173-nucleotide messenger RNA. It is a transcript of the gene CEACAM20, whose product is annotated as CEA cell adhesion molecule 20. Gene Ontology annotation, cellular component: cell surface. Lineage: Eukaryota; Metazoa; Chordata; Mammalia; Carnivora; Felidae. Bases 1447 to 3105 code for a protein of 552 amino acids. The transcript has 12 exons. Gene Ontology annotation, biological process: heterophilic cell-cell adhesion. The record is from RefSeq and is a predicted model, not a curated record.
ACAAGGAGGUGAUGAUCUGGUGGUUUCUGAAUGUCGAGGUGAUUCGGGGAGGGGAGGGGCCGGUGAUGUCAGCAGAUGGCGGGGCCUCGCAUUCCCACAGUCACACGCCAUGACUCUGGCACCCGCCACUGUGAGACCAGGAGGCACCUGGGAGCCAGACCCCACGAGGGCCUUGUGCCGAUGUGGCCUGCGAGUAUGGGUUUCCCCGCCCCAUAACAGACCCACCUCUGUAACACAGGGUACCUCCCUCUCUACCGCCCACUGGUCCAUCCACCAUUUAUAGCCAAGAACAGGGGCCGUGUAAAUAGAGCAAGGGCUCUACAGACUGGCUGGAUUCAAAUCCAGGCUCUGCUCUUUCUGAGCUGGUGACCUUGGGCAAGCUACGUCACCUUUCCGUGCCUCAGUUUCCUCAUCAGAAAGGUGGAAGUCACAGUAGUGUCUACCUCCAUGGGCCCUUGUGAGGAGCAGAGUCGGUUCACGUAAGAACUUAGAACAAAGCCGGGCACGUAAGUACUCAUAUUCUCUCACAAGUUCGUUCACCAUCUAGUUAUUUAAGAGGCACUUACGGAACCUUUAUUAUGUAAGAAGUUAGGGACUUUCAGACUCGUCCUACCUCAAGUUCGAGGUCAGAUGUAGACCACAGGAUUCCAGUCUCGCAGAAAUUCCAGUCCUUAGAACACAAAUAUUUGCAGAACUGAAAGGACUCGAAGAUACCCUUCCUUCUACAAACAACAAAACCGAGGUCGAGAACGGGGAGGGGCUCAGCCGAGAUCUCACAGUGUUAGGAGUAAAGGCAGGAACUUGAACCCAGGUUUCUCCCCCUCCUUCCCCUCCUUCUCUCUUGAACGAUAUGAGCUCCCGCUCUAUGCUGAACGUUAGCCCAGGCAAUGCGGCGGACAUAACAGGCAAGCAUCUGUUCUCACGGAGCUGAAGUCUCGCUAGGGGCAGUGAGGGACCCAGACACCACAGUGAAGGGGUGGCUGCAAUAGUUCACUCAUUCAUUCAUUCAUUCAUUCAUUCAUUCAUUCAUGGGGCAAACUCCCAGGUUAUGUGACUGCACGCCGCCCUCAAUGUGUGGAACUUUCAGCCCUGAACUAAAUGCCCAGUCUGGUGGGAAUCGUGGUCCUUGUUUUCCAUACUUUUCCCAACUAGGAUGUUUUUCUCUCGGUCCAGGUGGCCCUGACACUCCACCAUGACCUCACCAGACCCAACUUCACCCUAGUGAUUGGUUCCAACGUGCCCCUGCUCUGCUUGGCUGACUCCCAGCCCCCUGCCCGGUACAUACGGAGCAUCAGUGGGAUCCCCGGGCCUGAUGGCCAGACCCUCUUCAUUUCCAGUCUCUCCAGGGCACGCUCGGAGGUCUAUACCUGCAGGGCCUCAAACUCCAUUUCCAGCUCGCACAGCAGCGUGGACGCCGACAUCACUGUCUCAGCCUCACUUUUGACCAUGUGGAGUCUGCCAGCUGCAGUCCAGCUCACCUCUGAUGCCAACCCACUUACCACCAUCCAAAAACUGCUGGCCAGACCCACCAUUGCAAUCAGCCAGGACACUGCCACAGAACAGAGGGAAAACGUGACCUUCUGCUGUAGCACCCAGGAUGCUGACGUUACCAUCCACUGGGUCUUCAACGAUCUCCCCCUGGUGUUCCACGAGCGCGUGCAGCUGUCCACAGAUGGCAAGACCCUAACCAUCCUCACUGUACAGCGGGAAGACUCUGGGACUUACAAAUGUGAAGCCCAGGCUUUCCACCAGGUCCGGAGCAGUGCUCCCACCUUCCUGACUGUGAACUAUGGUCCUGACCCCUUUGAAAUCAAGUUGGAGUCUGGUGUAUCCAGAGGGGAGGUGGUUGAAGUGAUAGAGGGCUCCACUGUGACCUUCUCCGUGGAAACACAGUCUCAUCCUCCCCCUUCCUAUACCUGGUUUCUCCCCUAUGACUCCAUCCCACCUCCCACCAUGAGUUCGUUCACCAUCCAAGCUGUGUCCCGGGAACAUGAAGGGACGUACAGGUGCUUGGUAUCCAACGGUGCUACCCACCUGCUUCGCCUGGGUGCUCUUAAAGUUCGAGUCCUUGAAACGCUGACCAAGCCUCACAUUGUGCCCCCAAGCCUGAAUCUCGUGGAAAAUGCCAGCUCCGUGGCCCUGACCUGCCAGACCCCCCAUGAGGGGGCUGGAGUCCUGUGGCUCCUGAGGGGCCAGGCUCUCCUGCCCAGCGAUCACCUGGUGCUGUCGGCUGACAACAGGAGCCUGGUCAUCCACGGCCUCCGGCGGGACGAUACAGGACCCUAUGAGUGUGAGGUCUGGAACUGGGGCAGCCGGGCACGAAGCGAGCCCUUCAGGCUCGCCAUGAGCUACGGCCCUGACCGAGUGGACAUCACCAGCGGGUCUGCGCCCGGGGUGGUCGGCACCGUGGAGGCCGAGCUCAACUCCAGCCUGACCCUGCAGUGCCGGGCGGAGUCCCAGCCGGGCGCUGAGUUUCACUGGACCCUUGAACAGUCCACCGCUGUGCAUGCGGGGCAGGUGCUGAUCAUCUGGGCCCUGACCUGGGAGCACCAGGGGAUCUACAACUGCACGGCCUCCAACCCGCUGACCCACCUGGCCCGCUCUGCCUCGGUCCGGGUCAGAGUGGUAGGUCCCCAGUCAUCCCUGUCUGCAGGAGCCAUUGGUGGCAUUGCUAUCGGGAUCCUGGCUGUCAUUGCCCUGUCCGCAGGGCUGGGCUGCUUCCUCUACAUCAGAAAUGCCAGACGGCUCUCAAGGGAAAAAGCAGAGGACCCCAUCCAGGAGGCAGCAACACCCACCUCUGAGGAGGAGCCCCAUGCAGAGUCCUGUUCCAACUGGCUGAGCCCCAUGUAUGCCAAUUUACCCAAACCUCAAGGACAGGUUGGAGUCACAAAGAUGCUGCCACCAGAUCCCCCAGAGCAGUUUUAUGAGAAGGAGCCACCAUCAGUAACCCCCGGGAACGAUUCUCAUGGCCCCAGAAAACCAUCGCCCGAAGUUACAUUGGAUCCAUUGGUCCCCACUCUACCGAAAGGAAACACAGAAUCACACUAUGAGGUGCUUGUGAAUCCAGAACGCAACAUCUACGGCCAAAUCAACCCCUCAGUCUAAUGGAGGCAGAUUUCCCUUCUCCAGAAAUCCUAGAGAAAUCACGCUCAAUCACAUAUUAAUGAAAUUUA